AUGACACCAGCAUAUUAUGGUUUAGUGUAUAAAGGCAAUAAAUAUUCUUGUAGCGGUAUGAUGCAGUUCAUUCGAGCUACUUCGUCUCCCCUGUUUUUGAACCUCCAGAGCAAGAUAAUGGAUGUAAUCGAAAGAAGUAAGCAAACGAAAAUACCCUUGGAGGUGACUCAUCAUGACGGUUUUCGUGUCCUAGAAAGAUUCAAUCAUAAGAAGGAUAUUGAAAAAUUCAAUAAACCUAGCUAUUUACACAUAUCGGCUGUUCGGAAAACUCUUGGACUGUUCGCAUGUGUAAUCAUGCUAUUCUCUAUUCUCACAGCAUGUACUACUCCUGUGACUACCAUUAUGACUAUUUUUUCAAAAAGAGGACUUAAAUCUUUCGCUUACACAGCUACUGUAACAUUAUUUGUGUAUAUGGCUUGUGGGGCCCUCUGGAUUGGAAAGGAAAGGUGCUCUACAUCCCCCUUAGCACUAUGGUUUAGCUCAGGAAAUGAAGUUACAGCUGCUGCUUGUGUUGCAGCGUUUGCGAUUAGUGCGGUAUCUGGUUCAUUUGCGGCUGGUAUGGCUCAGGAAGGUGCAAAAAGCAGUUGGCAAUGGUGGAAAGGGUCUGCGGAAGUUGGAAAAGGUUCAAUUGCAGAAGAUAAUUCAUUUUUUGUCCCUGGAUAUAACUUGACGCUUUAUAAUGGCUCUAGUCAUACGAAUGAUCUUAAUCAUUCAAUAGUUGCGUAA
Naumovozyma dairenensis CBS 421 is the source of this 726-nucleotide messenger RNA. RefSeq lists its product as uncharacterized. The transcript has a single exon. NCBI's taxonomy places the organism in Eukaryota, Fungi, Ascomycota, Saccharomycetes, Saccharomycetales, Saccharomycetaceae. The record is from RefSeq and is a predicted model, not a curated record. Bases 1 to 726 code for a protein of 241 amino acids.